This is a messenger RNA of Neocloeon triangulifer, 7209 nucleotides long. Its product is annotated as diacylglycerol kinase eta-like. The transcript is spliced from 15 exons. NCBI's taxonomy places the organism in Eukaryota, Metazoa, Arthropoda, Insecta, Ephemeroptera, Baetidae. The record is from RefSeq and is a predicted model, not a curated record. Gene Ontology annotation, biological process: intracellular signal transduction; diacylglycerol metabolic process; lipid phosphorylation. Gene Ontology annotation, molecular function: ATP-dependent diacylglycerol kinase activity; protein binding. Bases 70 to 4242 code for a protein of 1390 amino acids.
GGAGUACGAGGAGUGGUGCGGCUGCGCAGGGUGAGUGUACAGCUGGGAGGCAGGCAGGUCGGCACGGGCAUGAGUGCCCCGGAGGCCUGCUGCACCCUGGCCGCCCCUGAGGAGGACUGCGAGGACUCGUCGGGCAGCGAGACCGAACCUGCCCCCGCCUUCCGCCGCCAGCUGUCCACCAAAGAGGCCUCCAAGGGUGCUGCGGCGUGCACCCUCGAGGGCUACCUCCUGAAGCAGACCUGCAGUUUCCAGCGGUGGCGUCGCCGGUAUUUUCGGCUACGUGGCCGAAAGCUCUACUACGCAAAACAAGCCAAGGCAGCCAUUUUUGAUGAAAUUGACCUGCGGGAUGCGAGCGUCGCCGAGUGCAGCGUCCGAGGAUCCGAUUACCUCGGCUUCCAGGUAAUUACGGCGAACCGGAGUCUGGUGCUGUGCGCUGACUCGCGUUCAGACAUGGAGGAAUGGAUGGCCGCCCUGCGGGCAGCUGCUGCCGGCGACCCCGAGAUUGUCACGGUGCCAGGAUCGGGCCGGCCCAGGGCCAUGUCCACCUCCGCCCAGGCUGAGGUGCUCUCGGGAAAUCACCACUGGUACGCCAGCUCGCACGCAAGACCCACCUAUUGCAACGUCUGCAGAGAGGCCCUCUCGGGGGUGACAUCGCACGGUCUGUCAUGCGAAGUUUGCAAGAUGAAGGUGCACAAAAGGUGUGCGUGCAAAACGCUCAACAACUGCAAGUGGACCACCCUAGCUAGCGUCGGACACGACAUCAUCGAGGAGGCAGACGGGAACAUCACAAUGCCUCACCAGUGGAUGGAGGGCAACCUGCCCGUUUCGGCCAAGUGCAGUGUGUGCGAGAAGACGUGCGGCUCGGUGCUGCGACUGCAGGACUGGCGGUGCCUGUGGUGCACCGCCACCGUGCACACGGCCUGCCGCCCCCAACAACCGGUCCAGUGCACCCUGGGCCCGGCCAAAGUCAGCGUCGUGCCGCCCACGUCCCUCCACUCGGCCGGCUCAGAGGAGAGCUGGGACGUGGGUCACGGGCCAAAGUUGUCCUCACCCCUCUUGGUGUUUGUCAACUCGAGGUCUGGGGACAACCAGGGGCUGCGUUUCCUGCGCCGCUUCAGGCAACUCCUCAACCCGGCGCAGGUUUUCGACCUAGUCAGCGGCGGACCUGCACUUGGACUGAAACUUUUCCAUCAUUUAAAACCAUUCCGUGUUCUUGUGUGCGGAGGCGACGGCUCAGUGGGCUGGGUCUUGACCGAGAUUGAUCGACUUGGAUUACAUAGACACUGCCGAGUGGGCGUCUUGCCCUUGGGGACGGGAAACGACCUGGCUCGAGUGCUCGGCUGGGGCUCGGCGUGCGACCAUGACGCGAAUCUGCCCCAACUGCUGGAGCGCUACGAACAAGCCACCACCAAAAUGCUGGACAGGUGGAGCGUGUUGUGCCUUGAGAGAGAAGUGGUCCAGCCUGGCCAAAGCAAUAAGGGCGCCCAGCACGAAGGCCCCGACCUGGGCAGCAUCAGCUCGGUAGUUGAGGAGUCGGAAACGGGCGAGGGUGAGGAGGUUGACGAGGACGAGGAGGAGGUCAGCGGCGUUGGCGAGAUUCCGUUUGUGGACAUGCCGGGACCUAGUUUGGAAGAGGAGUUGGAGGAGGACGCAAUUGCAGCAGCAAAGUUGUUGUGUGAUCGAGCCGAGAGGUUUUUGACACUGGCUGAAGGAGAAGAGGGCGAUGAACUGACCAUCAAGGUGGUUGCCUUGAAAGCAAGUCUGACAGCGUUGAAGGGUGCCCUGCACGACCAUGAUGACGCCAUCACUGCCGACAAGAGUCAGCCCAACGGGCAGAAAUUCCCUCACCGCCGAACAAGCUGCCGGAGAAAGGUGUGGUUCAAGGUGGUGUCCAAGGCUGAUAGUCUGGAGACUGCACUGUCAGAGGUCAGCAACCUGAUUGAGCUGAAGCAACCUCCAGAACUGGAGGAAGACGAGGAGGACGGGCCAAGGUUUCCAGUCAUAUCCGCCAGCAUGAUUGACCCUGCGACGUCAUCAACACCUUUCCUGCCCCCUUCCUCUUAUCUGGGCCCUACCCUGACCACUAACUUCCCCCUCCUAGUGAACCCUGUUCACUCCAGACCAGCGUCUCCAUUCCAAGGUCUCCGCAUUCCAUCACCCCUUAUUGACUGCCUUCGUCCCCCCUCCCCUGCCUCUUUUGAGGGUUUCCGCCCCCACUCCCCAGGAUCCUUUGGUUCGGAUCAGUGGAUCGCACCGCCUCCGAGCAUGUUCGCCGAUGGCCUGCUGCCCCCCACAUCUGAAGCAGGCUCCCCACCCUGCAGUGCGCCCCCGAUCGAGGUCAGCUCUCCCCCUCCUACUUCUGAAAGUGGCGGUGGGGGCAUCGAGUUGCCCUGCGUGGUGGUCAGCGCCCCGUCACCUGAGCACGACGCGCCCUCACCCUUGCCGUCGCCUGACGAAAACCUGCUCUUUGACCCUAUUUUCUUUGCUGAGUACCGAAGGUCAAGUCACGAUGGUACCUACGGUCGCAGGAGCAACGCCACCAGGAGGAUCAGCAGCGGCUGCUUGUUUGGAGAACUGCAGGCGCCUAACUCGCCUGCCCCUCACCAAAGGUCGCCUUCACCCAGGCACAGCAUCUUCAAUCCUAAUCCAAGAGGAAGCCUGUUUUCACCAAGAGGAAGUGUUGCUGAGCAAGGUGAGACAAACCGGAAACUGCCCAUCAUCAAUCCUUUGGUGCGUUCUCCGGCCUGGCCGAACGUCACCGGAGGCGCUUCUGGAGGUCUUGGCUUCAUCAGUCAAGCCCUCUUGGCUAACGCAGACACCCUUUGCGCCGCCGUUUCUCCCCUGAUGGACCACGACGACAGUCUCCUUGAAGGAUUCUACGAACGCUGCGUCAUGAACAACUACUUUGGAAUCGGCAUCGACGCCAAGAUCUCGUUAGCCUUCCACCAAAAGAGGGAGGAACACCCUGAGCAGUGCAGGUCCAGGGCCAGGAAUUACAUGUGGUAUGGGGUGUUGGGCUCCAGAGAGGCGCUGAAACGCUCCUGCAGGAAACUGGAGCAGCGCCUCACCCUGGAGUGUGACGGCCAGCGCAUUCCUCUACCCGCUCUGCAAGGCAUCGUCGUCCUCAACAUUCCCAGCUUCAUGGGCGGCACCAAUUUCUGGGGCGGCUCCAAGAGUGAUGAGUGCUUUUUAGCGCCUUCCUUUGACGACCGCGUCCUCGAGGUGGUAGCCGUCUUUGGAUCAGUGCAGAUGGCAGCUUCAAGGAUUUUGAGUGCACAGAGCCACCGAAUCGCCCAAUGCUCAUCAGUGCAGAUUUCCAUCAUAGGAGAGGAGGGAGUUCCAGUACAGGUUGACGGAGAAGCGUGGGUCCAACCACCAGGCAUAAUUCGCAUCAUUCACAAAAACCGGAUGCAGAUGCUGUGUCGCAACCGCGCCCUGGAGAACUCGCUGCGUUCGUGGGAGGAGAAGCAGCGGCAGCUGAGCCAUGAGAAGCCUCUUCUGCUGGAGCCACAGAAGUGCGGCGCCCUGCACAACAUCAGUGACGAUGAAAGGUUGGCGCUGAUCCGCUUCAUCGAGGCGGCCACCUCGCUCAUCAAGUGCGUGAAGCUGCUUUUCAUUGCCAACCACUCACUGCCCGACUCGCUGUACACCUUUGCCGAAGAGGCCAAUCGCAAACUGGAGGCGCUGCACCCGGGCGGAAAAAUGGUCGAGUCUUCCGAACUGCCCGUCAUGGUGUCACACAUGGUGGCCGCCUGCCGAGAACUGCAGGAGGAAGCGUGCCACAUUGUGUCCGACCUGCCCAAGGCGGAAGACGAACUCACCCCCAAACUGAGCGCAGCCCUGCUGGCCAUGGCUUCGCAGCUCCAGAACUGCCAGACAGACCCCAACACUGGACUCAUCUCAUUUUUGACUGAUGACCAGAGUAAGAGUAGAUCUUCACCCUUGCCUGGUCUUGGCUGGUUCAAACUUAAAAAUCUGAGACGUGGAUCAAGCACCGAAGAUGCAAGUGGCAAAAGUCCGCGGGUCGGCAGGGCAUCUGUGGAGACUUGGGGUGCCCAGGAGGUUGCAACCUGGCUGACUGCUCUUGGGCUUACCGAGUACAGGGACAACUUUACCCAAAACGACAUCCAGGGCAGGGAGCUGUUGUCCCUAGGUCGGCGAGACUUGCGCGAGUUGGGUGUUGAGAAGCUCGGCCACGUCAAACGAAUACUGCAAGGAAUUAAAGAUCUUCAAGCGUCAUGAAUCUAGUCAAACAUCGAAAGCCGAUCAUCGAAUUCUAGGAUUUUGCGUCGUCACAUUAUUAGAUCCAGUAGGAAAAGGGGCAGCGUUGGCCCCUUUUUGAGUACAAAUGCAUGCUUAGGUCAUCUCUGCAAUGCCUGCACACACACAUAUUCACUUCGAGGGCAUUUUCUCUAUAUUAAAAGUAAUUAAUCGCCUCAUCAAUCGCGCGCACGAAGCAAAGCACACAGAAAAGAAAGCAUUUCUCAAACUACUGCCUGUGACAAAUCAAUCAUUUUUUUAUUUCGAAUGUCUUCAAUGUACAUCGAUGUUGUGAUUUAUAUUCAUAUAAUAUAUAUAAAUUGUUCACAAACUGUUUCAACACAAACACAAGCAUCAUUGGCAUAAAUUAUCAUUAAUUACUCCUAACAAGACUGCAGAAUUAUUUGUACGGGGAUCGAAAAAUCUUCCUUGAAACAAGACGAAAGUGAAGAAUCGUACCUUACGUUUUCUUGAAUGUAAAAAAAAAAUAAGAAGGAAAGUGACAAAAGAAGUGUUCUGAAAUCCACACUUGGGCAAAUUUUGAAAGAAUCCCUUUUAAUUGAGUGUCAGCUGUGAUAAAAUGUUACCCUUCUUGAUGUCUGCAGAGCAGUGGAUGCAUUUGGUAGUAGAAAACAAUAUUGAAAAGCACACUUUUCAAAAUUCAUUGAGUUGCCCCACCGAAUUGAAUUACUUAUGUACUUGUGCCAAUUGUGAGGAGAAAAUCCUUUAGAAUCCACUGUCACUGCUACCAAAAACAGACCAGCAAUACAUUUUCUUACACACAAAUAAACCAACCCAGUGAUCCAUAUUGACCUUUUGAGACAAACGUGAAUGUUAUCAACCGCAAUAUUCGAUGUACCCUUGUCGUAGAAAUGCUAGAGAUCUGGAAUUUGGUUUCAUCUCUAAACAACUAAUCAGUUCUCAUAUUUUAAAGGGAGGGUAUUUGAGUCUUAAUUUUAACACAAAUCUCGUUAUUAUGAGAAGUAGUUCUCUCAGUGCACAAAGUUAUAACCUCUAAAGGCAGUAUUAUAUAAUAAUAUAAUAUCUUCAUAGCACACACAAAAACAAAUUUUAACUCUUGCAAGGGUUGCUUCUCUUGAAGUAGAAUAAGAAAUUUCUCUCUCGAAAGCCUCUUUGACAUUCCACAAUUAAGUAUUAUAAUCAAUGCGCUAUUAGUUUUUACGUUUCGAAAGUAAACACACAAAAAUUAAAUGAAUCACACUAGAUACAGAAAGGGCCUAUACGACGAAGAAAUGAUUUUGCUGUAAUUGAGUAAGGCCUAUUCAUUAAUUACCAAUGAGUUUUUAUUACAUCUCUAUUGAUUAUUGCCUAAUACAUAAAAUAUUUAUGACUUGUCUAAGAAGAGUGAAAAAUAAUUCAAUGUAAGAGAUGAAGUUCUUGACCACGAUACGCUUAUCUACUGUCCCGUUACGAUGAAAAGCCUGUGCUGUAAGCCUCUAAAUAUUUACUUAAGGUUAAGAAUAAUAAUGAAUAUAUCCUCGGUGUUCCUAAGUGUUGUGUAGUGACUAGAGUAUAGCGAGUAGAUAUUUUUGAAGCUAAUUACGAACCUGCAGACUAACUCUCGACUUUCUCUGCUUCGAUUGAGACUUAGACUAUAGGUUUGAUUGUAUUAGACUGAUUGGACGUGUUGGAGAAUUGAUAAUGGAAAAAAGUAAUUUUGAUACGAAAAAAAACAUCUCGCUUCAUUUUGAAGAAAUUUCGUAGCCUGCAAACAUUUUUUCUAACAUCUUGUUUUGAGCAAAAUUAAUUGUUGUUGAGAAGUUGUUGAAAAUAUAUCCAAAGUAAUAAUAACAUUGCACUCAAUCUACAAGUUUUUGGCUUUGCAUGAAGUUUUAAAACUCUACACAAAACUAAUUUUCCAUUAUAAAAUUCUACACAUUUGAAAAUCUGCUAAUAAUAAUAAAAGUACGUUAGAGACUCUCCCAAUAAGCUAUUUACCAAGUAAGGAAAACCGCAUAGAACUGAUAGAAGGAAAUCUCUUCUCUAUAUUAAUGACAAACUUUUAUCUGCUCUCUUUUAAAAGCGAAACAUUCUCUCGGACUAUAGGGAAGAGAAAAAGAGCAAGAAGAUGUGUCUUUCGUCUUAGGAACAAUAUGUACUUUGACCCGAUUUGCUACUAAUUUUCUACUUUUUCUAUGACGCAGCAAACAAGUCUUGACUGUAGAGUUAAAAAUACCUUCCUUAACUAAGUACGAAACACUCGAACCUUUGUUGAUGUGCUAUAAAUAUUGUGAAAAUUAAUUGCCUUCCUUCCACCACAACUUGUGUGAGAAUUCUAUGUACUGCCUGCAUACUUGUGUGAAAAAAUCUUCUACAGAAAAACCAAAGUGAUGUCAAAAGGAAAAUUGAAAGUUUAAAAAGAUCAGGCGAAAGGUAUCACCAAAUUUGUGUAAAUUGUCCUAAAGUGUUCUUACUCUGGUGAAAUCACGCAAACUGAAAACGAACUUCUCUCUUUCAUUCUGUAUCUCUAUCAACCGAAAUGCAUUUAAAAAUAAUAUAUUGUUUUGAAAAAGUGCGAUUUCUGUUUUCUCUCUACUAAUAGUUUUUUCAUAUCAUGAUUUUGACGAUUGUGAUAAAAUUUUCAAACGCUGCCGAAAGUAUAGGAGCGCAGGUUGUGUAAGCGACGACGACGAUUAAAAUAUAUACGGAGAAAAGUGAGAGUAAAAAAGUCACUUAAAUAAAAAAUUUCAAACGAAGCUCUACUCUUGCAGCAUCUGAUUCUUGUGAGGAAAUAAAUAAUAUAAAUAAAAAGUGAAGAAAACUUCUUCGAAUUCAUUUACAUCAAUACGACUUAUUAAAGGAAUAAAAAUCUUGCGCGCGGACGCGCAACUCGCGCCUUUCCGAAUCUUCUGUAACGAACAGACGAUCUUCAAUAUUGUACUUCUUACUGUUGCAGUUACACAAAUAAAAACGCAACGCAUUUGUUCC